AUGGCUACCCAGCUGGUCCUGCUGCUACUCAUCUUCCUGGUCCUGUUCCCCUUCUACGCCAUCUGGUGCAUCUACAAGCCGCCGCCAUACCUCAUCAGCUACCUCCGCCACAAGUUCCCCGACGUCCUCUUCGAGGUCUCCACCACCCAGAAGAUCAUCGCGCUCUCCAUUGACGAUGCCCCGUCCUCCGAUUCCGACGACAUUCUGCAGGUCCUCCGCGAGAACGAUGCCCACGCCACCUUCUUCGUCAUCGGCGUCCAGGCCGACGGCCGCCACGACAUCCUGCGCAAGAUGAUCCGCAGCGGCCACGAGCUCGCCAACCACGCCAUGCGCGACGAGCCCUCCAAGUCGCUCACCAACGCCGACCUCGAGAAGCAGGCCAACGAGGUCAAGGACAAGCUGACCGAGGUCUACACCGCCGAGGACAUGAUCCUGCCAAACAACUACUUCCGCCCCGGAUCCGGCUUCUUCAACCGCCGCAUGCGCGACCUCCUCGGGAACAGAGGGUUCCGCAUCGUCCUCGGCAGCAUCUACCCCCACGACCCCCAACUCCCCUAUCCCAAGCUCAAUGCUCGCCAUAUCCUGAGCAUGGCUCACCCCGGCGCCAUCAUCAUCUGCCACGACCGGAGAGAAUGGACAGCCCCGAUGCUCCGUAUAGUCCUGCCGGAACUGAAGCGCCAGGGAUACGAGAUCGUCACAAUCACCGAUCUUGUUAAAUCGAUAGAGCCUCUAGGCGGCCGAUGA
Messenger RNA from Clonostachys rhizophaga, 744 nucleotides. NCBI's taxonomy places the organism in Eukaryota, Fungi, Ascomycota, Sordariomycetes, Hypocreales, Bionectriaceae. The record is from the annotation of a GenBank genome assembly.